AUGUCUUUACCUUCAACAUCGACGGUCAAUGUUGGAAGGCCAACUAAACCAUUUAUUCAAAGUUCCGAUAAGACUAAAAGACGAAAAAUAAAAUCAAUUUUAAAUGAAAACUCGAAAGAUAAAAUUAUUUUUGCAACCAAAACAAUUUUAUAUUCUGAUGGAAAUCGCGCAGCAGCUGAUCUGCUUAAACAAAGUACAGAAUAUUCUCCACAACGUGCCUUAAAAAUCAAACACACUUAUAAUAAUAGAUUAUCUGUAGUUAAACCUUAUACAGCAGAUGAAGCGUUGGCUUUGAUAAUUGACGCUAAAUUAACAAAGUUUAGCUACUCAAUGUUAAGAAAAGGGUCAAAGCAACGUAAGGCUGACAUAUAUCCUUCUUAUAAUAAAAUUAAAGAAUCUAAAAUUAAAUGUUAUCCCGAUAACUCUAAGGUAAAUGAAUAUGGGGCCAGUAUACCUUUACAAAAUUUAGUUAACCACACGGCCAAAAGAUUAUUAGAAUCUCUUAAUAUAAGUGAUCAAAAUUUAAAUGAAUCAAAAAAUUUACAUUUACAUUUUAAGUGGGGAUGUGACGGCAGCUCGGGCCAUUCUGAAUAUCACCAAAAGUUUAUAGAAACCGAGGUUGAAAGUGGAAUAGUUAGUAUGAAUGAAAAAUGUGAUGGCAAUUUAUUUUUAUUUUCUUUAGUUCCUUUACAGCUUGAAGGAUCUAAAAAUAAUAGUGAUUUUAUAAGCGUUUUAUGGAAAAAUCAAAAAUCGUCAUCUACCCGAUACUGUCGGCCAAUUAAGUUUUUAUUUGAAAAAGAAACCGCUUUUAAUACCAAAAGCGAAGUUAGCAAAAUAAAAAAAGAAAUAAAUGAAUUAAAACCUUUUGAAGGACCAAAUUCCGUUAAAAUACAUUUUUUUUUCUAUCUUACUAUGGUUGAUGGUAAAAUAAUUAACACUUUAUGUAAUUCAUCAAGUCAAACCUGCAAUAUUUGUAAAUGUUUUCCUAAAGACAUGAACAACUUAGAGAUAAUAUAUAGCUUGAAAUUCAAUGGUGAUAAUUUACAAUAUGGACUAUCCCCAUUACAUGCAUGGAUAAAAUGUUUAGAAUGCAUGCUACACAUAGCAUAUAAGAAAGGUAUAUUAGAGUCAAACAAAAGGGCAAGUGUCGAACAAAAAAAUGAAAUGGCUAUUCAAAAAAAGAAAAUACAAAAUGGUCUAUAG
This is a messenger RNA of Macrosiphum euphorbiae (potato aphid), 1203 nucleotides long. NCBI's taxonomy places the organism in Eukaryota, Metazoa, Arthropoda, Insecta, Hemiptera, Aphididae. The record is from the annotation of a GenBank genome assembly.